This is a messenger RNA of Hypanus sabinus (Atlantic stingray), 7079 nucleotides long. RefSeq names its product amnion associated transmembrane protein (gene amn). NCBI's taxonomy places the organism in Eukaryota, Metazoa, Chordata, Chondrichthyes, Myliobatiformes, Dasyatidae. The record is from RefSeq and is a predicted model, not a curated record. Gene Ontology annotation, biological process: intracellular protein localization; receptor-mediated endocytosis. The transcript is spliced from 12 exons. Bases 3589 to 4980 code for a protein of 463 amino acids. Gene Ontology annotation, cellular component: endocytic vesicle; apical plasma membrane.
UGAAACCGCAAACGAUGCUCCAAAUGAGGCCUCACCAAUGUCUUCUACAACUUCAAUGUAACAUCCCACCUCCUGUACUCAGUAACUUGAUUUACGAAGGCCAAUGUGCCAAAAGCUUUUUUACGACCCUAUUUACCUGUGAAGCCACUUUCAAUAAAUUAUGUUUCUGUAUUCCCAGAUCUCUUUGUUCUUAUGUAUUUCUCAGUGUCCUACCGUACACUGUGCAAGUCCUACCAAAGUAUAACUUGUCUGCAUUAAAUUCCAUCUGCCAUUUUUCCAGCUGGUCCAGAUCCCAUUGCAAUCUCUGAUAGUCUUCCUCACUGUCCAUUACACUCCCAAUCUUGGUGUCAUCUGCAAAUUUGCUGAUGCAGUUAACCACAUUAUUUCCAAAUCAUUAUUGACAAACAACAAUGGGCUUAGCAACUGUGGCACACCAUUAGUCACAGGCCUCCAGUCAGAGAGGCAACUAUCUACUACCACUAAGCCAAUGUUUACUCGAAUUUACUGCUUCAUUCUGAAUGCCGAACACUGAACCCAUGCGGGACCUUGUCAACUGCCUUGCUGAAGUCGAUGUAGAAAGUAUUCACUAUCUUGCCUUUAUCCACUUUCCUGGUAGCUUCCUUGAAAAACUCUAAGAUUGAUUAAACAUGACCUACCAUCCACAAAGCCAUGCUGUCUAUCUCUAAUUAGUCCACAUCUAUCCAUAUACCUAUAUAUCUGGUCCCUUAGAAUGCAUUCCAAUAACUUUCCCACCGCUGAUAUCAGGCUUACCAGCCUAUAAUUUACUGAUUUUUAAGAGCCUUUCUCGAACAGUGGAACAACAUUGUCUAUCCUCAAAACCUCUGGUACCUCACCUGCUGCUAAGUAUGAUUUAAAUAUUUCUGCACUUGCCCCCUCCCGAAAGGAUCUGAGGGAACACCUCAUCAAACGCUGGGUAUUUAUCCACCCGAAUUUGCCUCAACACAGUAAACACUUCCUCCUCUGUAAUCCGUACAGGGUUCAUGAACUCAGUGCUGCUUUGUCUCUCUCUAUAGACUCUAUGUCUGAUUCCUGAGUAAAUACAGAUGCAAACAAUUCAUUUAAGAUCUUCCCCAUUUCAUUUAGCUCCCACAUAGAUUACCAUUCUGGUCUUCCAAAGGACCAAUUUUGUCCCUUGUAAUGUUUUUGCUCUUAACAUAUCUGUAGAAUCCUUAGGAUUCUCCUUUACCUUGUCUGCUAGGGCAACAUCACACGUUUUUUUAGCCCCUUUGAUUUCUUAAGUGUUCGCUUUCAUUUCUUAAGCUCCUUAAGUACCUCAUUUGUUCCUCCCUGCCUGUACCUGCUAUGCACCUCCUUUUUCCUGAACCAGAACCUCAAUAUCUCUUGAACUGAAGGUUUCCUAAACCUGUUGUCUUUACCUUUUAUUCUGAGAGGCACAUACAAACUCCACUCUCAAAAUUUUACUUUUGAAGGCCUCCCAUUUACCAAGUACACCUUCGCCAGAAUACAGUCUAUCUUAAUCCACACUUGCUAGAUUCUUUCUGAUACCAUCAUAAUUGGCCUUUCCUUCAAUUUAUCAAUUUAGAAUCUCAACCCACAGUCCAGACCUAGCUUUUUUUGAAUUUUUUCUUUGAAGCUAAUCGCAUUACGGUCACUAGAUGAAAAUGUUUUGCCUACACAAACUUCUGUCACUUCCCUUAUCUCAUUCCCUAAUAGCAGAUCAAGCAAGACACACUCUCUCCCUGGGAUUUCUACGCACUAAUUAAGGGAACCUUCCUGAACUCAUCUGACAAAUUCUAUCUCAUCUAGUCCUUUUACAGUGUGGGAGACCCAUUCAAUAUGUGGAAAGUUAAAAUCACUUACUAAAAUCAACCUUAUGUUUCUAGUAACAGCCUGCAAUUUCUCUACACAUUUAUUCCUCUAAAUCUCAUGGACUGUUGGGUGGUCUGCAAUAUAGCCCUAUUAACAUGGUCAUCCCUUUCUUAUUCCUCAGGUCCACCCAUAACUCUUUACCAGACGAGUUCUUCAGUCUGUUCUGACUGAGCACUACUGUGACAAUUUCCCUGACAAGCAAUGCCAUCCCUCACGCUCUGUCACAUCUAAAUCAAUGGAAUCCCAGAAUAUUGAGCUGCCAGUCCUGCCCCUCCUGCAACCAAGUCUCAAUAAUGGCUACUAUAUCAUAAUUUCUGGUGUUGAACCAUACCCUGAGCUCAUUUGUCUUUCCUAUACUUCUUGCAUUGGAAUAUGCACAGUUCAGUACAUUAGUUGACCAUGUUCAACCUUUUGAUUCCUGACUUUGUCUGAGGUCUUGACAACAUUUGUCUCCACCAACUCUCCAAUAUCUGUUCUAGCACUCUGGCUCCCAUCCUCCUGAAACCCCCACCCCACCCACCUGGGCCACACCAGCAAACUUUCCCACUAGGAUAUUAGUCCCCUUCUGGUUCAGGUGCAAACCGUCUCUUCUGUAGAGAAAACUCUUCUGCAAACCUUCCCUGGAAGAGAGCCCAAUGAUCCAAACAUCUGAUGCUCCAUCGCCACAUGUUAAACUGUCUGAUCUUCCUAUUUCUAGCCUCUCAAACACAUGGCACGAGUAGCAAUCCUGAGGUCACACCCGUGGAGGUCUGAUCCUUUAACAUAGCACCUAACUACCUGGACUCACUUUGCAGAACAUUGUCACACUUCCUACCCUAUGUCAUUGGUACCUUCAUUGACCACAGCAUCUGCCUGCUCACCCUCCCACUUAGAAAUACUGAGGACUCGAUCCAACAUGUCCCAAACCUUGGCAUCUGGGAGGCAACAUAUCAUCCGGGAAUCUCAUUCGUGUCCACAGAACCACCUUUCUUUUCCCCUAACUAACAAAUCCCCCAUCACCUCUGCUCACCUCUUCUCCCUCCUUCCCCUCUGAGUCACAGAGGCAGACUCAGACUCUGGUUGGUGGUAACUUCCACUGAACAGUUGAUGCUGGUAGGCUUGGCAUGCAUAAUGCCAUUAAAUGUCAAGAGUAGGUGGUUAGAUUCAGAACAGUACCUCUUUCUCUUAUCAUCACAUUCCACUGCUCAUAUAUAAAAAAACAUGUUUUGUUCUCCAGUACCCUGCAGAACUGGAAUCUGUAUGUUGGUUUAUGAAUUUAGAACUAGUUAAAAAUUCAAUGACUGAAGUAAGUCACUGUUGACUCUAAAUACCCAGUAAUCUGUCCUUGUUAGUCACCAAAUUAACUUUACAACUGCUGCUGGCAAGCGACUUUUUAAUUUCCAAAAGAUCAAAGUUAUGUUAAAAGUAAUUGGUAACUGCAAAACUUCAUUAACUUCUAGAAGAGCAUCAAUCCCUUCAAAUUAUUUAAAGCUUCUCUGCUUGCAAAGUCCUGUUCUGUUUUCUGUAGAAGCAGUAGUUUAUAGAACUUGUACUUUAGAUAAAACCCACCAUAUUUAACAUGGCUAAACAGCUGUCUCCCAGAUUAUUUGCCAUUAGGGGAAAAGUGAUCCAAUACAACCUUUAUUUCCGCUGUUGCCCGUAGUGGAGUUGGGCAGGGCUGGAGGUAGCGGAUGUUGUUUUCUGCAUUUCAACACCAGGUUCAUUGGACUACAUCACAAGGAAAGCACCUGGAAACUCAUGGCCACAGAUGUUUCAGGUGCCUUCUACAAACAAUGGAUUCCUAACACCAAUUUCAACAAUGCCUCAAACUGGGACAAAGGGAAAAUACCUUGUAAAAAUGACAGAGUCCUAUUUCCUAGUGAUAAGCAGUUGUCAGUACUGGUGCAAGCACCACUCGAUUUGAUGGAAAUGUACAUGCCCCUUGAUGGAGAGUUCAUUCUCAGUCACGGUGUUGGAUUUGCUGCCAGUGAUGGUCAGAUUGAACCAGGAUGUGAAAGAGGUGAAGAUAUCACUUUCAAUGAUCCUGAUCAAUAUAAAUGGUAUGAUCCCAAAUAUUGGCAGACAAUUUUAUCAGAAAGUGAGUUGGAAAAAAACAAAUACACCUUUACUUUGGACGACGAAAGUGUCCCUUGCCAAUAUGAUGACGUUGUCUUUCAACCCGGAACAUCUUUCCGUGUGGAUUUGGACGCACAGUAUAUAAAUGUUAAAACUAUUUCUCUAAUGAAUAGGAAAUUUGUUAGCAGUGUAGAUUUUAAUAAUUACAAACAGUCAAACACUGGAAGACUGCAGUUCCAUGGAAAUGCCUCCAUCGCUGUGACCAACACCAAGUGCGAAGAUAAAUCUGGCUGUGAAUGUGGUAAUUCUGAUAACCACAGGAGGAUUUGUUCUAAUUUGCAACAACAUUCCAAACGCUAUUGUGCAGAACUUGAUUGUACAACCCCCUUAAAGCCUCAAGGGCACUGCUGUGAGAUUUGUGGUGCCAUUAUUUAUUUAAAAUACGAUGAUCGGUUUGACCUGGAAUUAUACAGAACACAACUCAUCAAUUUGUUCCUUGGCUUGGGUGACAACAAAGGUGUGCAGAUGUCCAUGACAAAAGUUUACAAAGAACAUUUUUCCAAACAAACUAUUCCCAGUGAUGCAAUUCCCCAUAUCCAGAUUGUUUUAAUUGACAAUGCGACCAAAGCAGGAACUCUUGCCAUUCGAUUGGCCCAGGAGGUUAUGACAGACAUCACUUCUCAAGGUAAUGCAUUUGGGAUUGUGAGUGCUGAACUUCAAAUAAGCACCAACAUUGAAGGACAAGACGGACGCAACAUCAGUACUGGAAAAAUCACAGGCAUUGUGCUUGGUGUUCUUGUUGCUGCCUUGUUAGCCGGAAGCCUGGCGUUCUUCAUCAUUUCAGGAAGAAUCAGAGUCAAAAGUCCAUUGGUUCUCAUCAAUUUCAAGAAUUGUUUUAACUGUGCUGCUGCAGAGACUGUUGAUAAGGGAUUCAGCAAUCCAGUGUACGAUCCACAAGAUUCAUGUGGUCAUUACCCUGGAGAUCUUGCAAUAAGCAUUGUCCCACGUCAAGCAGGGACCAGUGUUAUUACUCCACCAUUUGAUGGACAUGAUUUUGGAGAGCAGGACUGUUGACAUGCUGUCCCAUGCAUGAAUUAAUAUUAAUGUAUUAAAAACAAUUUAACCUGGGAGUCAUCUGCAGGCCAGUGUAUUCCUGUAAACCAAACACGUGGUAAAAUGGUGGUCACUGUUAACUUCAUUUUCAGACCUAUCUGAAUUAAGGCUUUCUCACGUGGUAAUUACACAUACAAAAUACUGAAAAUGCUGUGAACAGGCGAAUUACCAUCGUGUGUAUUGUUCCAGAUUUCCAGCAUCUACAGGUUUUCUCAGAAACAGAAUCAGGUUUAUUAUCAUCAGCAUGUGAUGUAAAAUUUGUUAACUUAGCAGCAGCAGGUCAAUGCUAUACAUAAUCUAGCAGGGAGAAAAAACUAAUAAUAAAUAAAAUAAAACAUAAUAAAUAAGUAAAUCAAUUACAUAUAUUGCAUAGAUUUAAAAAAACAUGCAAAAACAGAAAUACUGUAUAUUUUUUUAAAAAGUGAGGUAGUGUUCAUGGGUUCAAUGACCAUAUAGGAAUCAGAUGGCAGAGGGGAAGAAGCUGUUCCUGAAUCGCUGAGUGUGUGUCUUCAGGCUUCUGUACCUUCUGCCUGAUGGUAGCAGUGAGUAAAGGGCAUGCCCUGGGUGCUGGAGGUCCUUAAUAAUGGAGGUUGCCUUUCUGAGACACCACUCCCUAAAGAUGUCCUGGGUACUUUGUAGGCUAGUGCCCAAGAUGGAGCUGACUAGAUUUACAACCCUCUGCAGCUUCUUUUGGUCCUGUGCAGUAGCCUCUCCACACCAGACAGUGAUGCAGCCUGUCGGAAUGCUCUCCAUGGUGCAACUAUAGAAGUUUAUGAGCAUACUUGUUGACAUACCAAAUCUCUUCAAACUCCUAAUAAAGUAUAGAUGCUGUCUUGCCUACUUUAUAACUACAUCGAUAUAUUGGGAUCAGCUUAGAGAUCUUGACACCCAGGAACUUGAAUCUGCUCACUCUCUCCACUUCUGAUCCCUCUAUGAUGAUAGGUACGUUUUCCUUCAUCUUACCCUUCCUGAUCUCCACAAUCAACUCAUUCGUCUUACUGACGUUGAGUGCCAGGUUGUUGCUGCAGCACCACUCCACUAGUUGACAUAUCUCACUCCUGUACACCCUCUCGUCACCACCUGAGAUUCUGCCAACAAUGGUUGUAUUGCCAGCAAAUUUAUAGAUGGUAUUUGAGCUAUGCCUAGCCACACAGUCAUGUGUAUACAGAGAAUAGAGCAGUUGGCUAAGCACACACCCCUGAGGUGCACCAGUGUUGAUCGUCAGUGAGGAGGAUAUGUUAUCACCAAUCUGCACCAGACUGUGGUCUUCCGGUUAGGAACUUGAGCAUCCAAUUGCAGAGAAAAGUACAGAGUCCCAGGUUCUGCAACUUCUUGUGUCUCUUGUGUGGUAGUGAACACAAUUGGAAAUUACCAAGGUACUUAAAGGGAUAUUUGCUUAGGUGAAGUUUUAAGAUGUGAUGAAAUGUGUUCCUCUCCCUUCAAUCUGCACAUUUUGGGCUGGCUGAACAGAUGAACUGAAUUUUAUGUGACUCAAUCUUAUCCAGUCAAACUUGUGAAUUCACAGUGUAUUGAUUCUUCUGUUUUGUUUGACACUGUAUGUUCUAUGCCAGUCCUACUCUCGAUGAAUAUAACCGGUUUAGAAUUUUGGAUUGAAGUGCGAAGUGUAUGCGUGAGAGAAGAAUAGCAGUAAUAUUUUGUGAGAUACUGUGUUACUCCUCAUUAUCAUUACAAUUGUUAAGGUGAAUUCUCCUGGUUUGGACCUGAUGUAAGCAGAGAACGAAACCUCUUGGUGAUUAAAUUGUGUGCCUGACACAGGGCUGCUCCCUUCUGUGCAGAAAGCCAGGAGGAGGAUUUUGAUAACAUAAUUAUCAUGUCCCGGUUCAGGCUAACAAGGGUGUGUUUUAUUUUGAACUGUGAACAGGUAAAUUAUCAUUGCCUUGAGCGUAUCUGAUUAAUUUGCAUAAACUUUGAUCAAACCUUCAUCAAGACAGAUGGAUCGAUCAUAAUUAAAUGAUAUUCAGGCAGUAAUUUAAAUACAGAUGUAUUUGUAGGUGGACAAAUCAAUCAUUUUAAUGCUUCCAUUGUUUUUUUCUGUCUUC